UUCUGAUUGUGGGGUGCCUCCUUCUAGGACUGGGCUGAAUUCUAGGAGUCCCAGCUGCUAACAUCUGGGGGCAGAAUCAUGUCUGCUAACAAAGGCUGGUGGGUGCCACCCAAAGGUGAAGACAGCGUGUCUGAGAAGUUCCUGAGGAAGACCAGGGAGUCUCCACUGGUGCCUAUAGGCUUAGGAGGCUGCCUAGUGGUGGCAGCAUACAGGAUUUACCGGCUGAAGGCUCGUGGUUCCACCAAGAUGUCCAUACACCUGAUUCACACCCGAGUGGCAGCGCAGGCCUGUGCUGUGGGUGCAAUCAUGCUAGGUGCUGUGUAUACAAUGUACAGAGACUACGUCAAGAGAACAGCACAGGAUGCAGGGGAGAAGUAG
Messenger RNA from Molossus molossus (Pallas's mastiff bat), 378 nucleotides. RefSeq names its product HIG1 hypoxia inducible domain family member 1B (gene HIGD1B). The record is from RefSeq and is a predicted model, not a curated record. Lineage: Eukaryota; Metazoa; Chordata; Mammalia; Chiroptera; Molossidae. Gene Ontology annotation, biological process: mitochondrial respirasome assembly. Gene Ontology annotation, cellular component: mitochondrion. Bases 79 to 378 code for a protein of 99 amino acids. The transcript is spliced from 3 exons.